AUGGAAUCACUAAACGCUUCCCCAAUGUCGACGACUCCUUUCACAUCUGAUGCCAACGGCUCAUGCUUUACUCAGCCCCGAAAUGAUAGAAUCCAAGAGCAGUAUCAGUCUCUCCAAGGCCAGUCUGCUUCUCACGAGCAUCAUAACAAAAAUCGACCAAGUUCUCAAAGUCCGCUAGACCAACGUUUACACCAAAACAUGUCUCAGACUAGCCUUCGGCAGACGAAUAUUGGUAGCCACCGUUUAGUGGAAUGCGUCCGUCGGACUUGGGGACCCUCUGAAGCAAGAGCCGCCCAGGCUGCUGUUGCACGCAGCUUGUAUGGCCGACUUGUUUUCUGGUUAUUGUCUAGAAUGAACGAAAGUUUGAUGCCUCCUGAAGAACAGAUGGCCUGGCAAAAGUGUCAGGCUGCAGUCGCCGCGAUGGAAGCGAGUGCAUCUUCAAAUAUGGCAACCAAGUUAGUACAAUUAACAGUCGAUUGCAAGUUCAUUAUGCUAUAG
Messenger RNA from Protopolystoma xenopodis, 498 nucleotides. The record is from the annotation of a GenBank genome assembly. NCBI's taxonomy places the organism in Eukaryota, Metazoa, Platyhelminthes, Monogenea, Polystomatidea, Polystomatidae.